CAGAAGGGCCGCAGUAGUAUCAGGAUCAGCUGUAAACAUCGAUUUCGCGGCUGCCAGCCGAGGCCCUCUUGCCUCAGCUCGCACUACUUUACUGUUCGUGUUUGACGACCUUCGGGAGUACAGCGGGACGCAUGAGGUAUCAUGGUGAAUAUAGAAGAGAAACACUGCAGUGCAAAGGAGACAGGGGAGAUGGCAAGUGAAGCAAUGCAGAGAGAGCACUGCAUACACCCUCUCUCAGGCCAUGUGGUUACAAUGACAGCAAUGAAUUGUGAAUUGGUGUGGCAGGGGUGGACAGGAGGCGUUAGCCUCCGGCCCCAAGCCCGCCUGGAUUCGAAAUGGUUGAAGUCUGACCUGCAGAGCCUUCUGCAGCCAGACAAUUUGCCAUCACUUUAUAAUCAGAUGGUGAAAGAUGGAGAAGUUGUCGGGCCUCAUGUUGAGGGAAUCCUUAAUUCUGCUGGAGCCACUGCUAGAAAAGGUGAGAGUGGGCACUACUACUGUAGUAUGAGGGUGCUUACUUGCCCUUGCUGUGAUGGUAUCUGUGGGCCUCAGAGUGGGUGCAACUGUGGGCCUUGCCAGAAGCUGGAUAGGGAGGAAGCUGAACGGGAGUUUGAAAGUGGUCAAAGCUCCACACCACCAUCAUAUUCACUUCUGGAAGGGUGGCGGUGGGGUCCUCAGCCACAGGAAAAUGAUUUGAGGAAGUGCCUUGAUGCCCUUGUGAGGGAACAGCGCUUGAUGUGUUUGGAUGCUGCUUCCACUACCCUUUCUGCCAGUCGGCUGCAGCAACGCUUCAUUGUGGCUCAUAGGUACCUUGUUGCUCUAAAACGAGCCAGACCACCAGAGGUAAAGCCAGGUGAGACUACUAGUAAAAAGAAAAUUCAGUCCAGCAACAUAUGGGGAGAUGGUCGGGUUGGCAGAGGAACUGGAGCAGACCGUGCAACACUUGGCCUGGCUAGAGUAGGUUCUCGAGCUGCUCUGAAUUUUGCCUUUGCUUUCUUGAGAAGAGCCUGGAGGUCAGGAGAAGACUCAGAUCUUUGUACAGAGCUACUACAGGAAUCUCUGGAAGCUCUUGAAACACUACCUGAAGCCACACUGUUUGAUGAGUCUGCUGUGUCUUCUGUUUGGCUGGAUGUUGUAGAGCGGUCACAAAAGUUCCUCACAUCUGUAGUCCUCAGUCAAGUUCCUGGAGGAACAUGUGGGAGCAGCAUGACAAGAGUUCCUCUUGGAGAUCGUCACAUGGCCCUGUCCCUCCUCCUUCACUUGGCCUUACAGCGAGCCACUCUUUCCACCAUGCUGACUGUCAUCACGCUUUUGCUGCAGUUAUGGGACUCUGGGAGAAACCAGGUUGACAACCGUGUGAGCAGCCAUGGGACAAGUGCACCAUUGCUACCUAUAUUACACAGAUUUGGUGGUGUACAACCCCUCAAAGCACCCUCUUCAUCUCCAGUCUGGGAUGAUAAUUUACCAAUGGAGGUAAGCCCAACUGAAUGUCUGUUGCGGUACUUAGAGUUACCUGAGGAUGAAGGAGUAAGUGUGGAUUUGGAGCAGGCAGCUGUGAUAUUGUUAUGCCACUUGGACCGCCUGGCAGUCUCUCACAAUCCACCAUUGCACACACCCCAUGGCAGACCCACCCAGGGUCAAGAGGUGCUGUCAUGGGGAUGGCUGGCCUGGUCAGGAGUAUCUAGUCAUUCCCGUCCAUUAAACUACUGUGACACAUUAGCUGAGCUGGGUAUCAAGUCUUUGGCAUGUGCUGAGCGAUGCCUCCUCAUUCUCACACAGAAGGGCAACUUAUACACUCUUUAUUACAAUUCUGAGGCUCCAUGCCCUCAACUUGUCCCUGGACAGCCAGAGGAAGAGGUUGUGAAAGUGGCUGCCCAUCCAGAUGGCAAACACUAUUUGGCUCUCACUGCAGGUGGACAGGUUCAUUCAUGGGGCAACGGGGACGGUGGCCGCCUUGGUCAUGGAGACAGCAAUUCCCGAGAGGAACCAACAUUGGUGCAAGAACUGCAGGGCAAGACAGUAGUGUCUAUUGCCUGUGGGUCCACAUAUAGUGCUGCCAUUACCACCCAAGGAGAACUCUACACUUGGGGACGUGGAAACUAUGGACGAUUGGGUCAUGGCUCUUCAGACGACCACAGUGUACCCACUCUAGUUACUGCCCUCAAAGGAGAGCGUGUGCUUGAUGUGGCAUGUGGUAGUGGGGAUGCUCAAACCAUUGCUGUGACAGACCAGGGAAAUGUGUACUCUUGGGGUGAUGGAGACUAUGGCAAGCUGGGACGGGGUGGCUCAGAUGGGUCCAAGGUGCCACGGCUGGUAGACAAAUUACAGGGCCAAGAGAUUUGCCGUGUGUUUUGUGGAGCACAAUUCUCUCUGGCUUUAAGUAAGUCCGGUGCUUUAUUUACCUGGGGUAAAGGAGACAACCACCGCCUUGGCCAUAACAGUGAAGAGCAUGUCAGGUAUCCCAAGCAAAUCAAAGGGCUUACAGGCAAGAAAGUGAUAGAAGUGGGUGUUGGGUGCAUGCAUGUUGUUGUGUUGACGGAAGAAGGUGAGGUCCUGGUGUGGGGUCGCAAUGAUCAGGCUCAGCUGGGUGAUGCUCCACAUGUUGCUUUGGCUGAACCCACUCUCAUGUCAUCUCUACAUGGCAAGAACAUCAUUGGAAUUGCUUGUGGCCCAUCACAGACUUUUGCUUGGAGCACAAAGAUGUCAUGGUCAGUGUCCACCAGAAUACCAUAUGUGGUGGAAGUAUGUGAGGAGACGUUUGUAAAGAUGAAUGACUUACUAGAACGGGUGGGUGAGGGAUUAGCUGAGGACCGCAUUCCCUCCCAAGAACAAGAGUGUAUGGUUGUGGCUGGCCUUAACCUACUCCGGCUUCAGCUCCACUCAGCUGUGCAGAACCAUACAGAUGUGGAUUCUGUUGGUUUGCAUGUUGGUUCAUCACUUUUGGGCAGUCUCAAGCAGCGUGUUGUCAACCUAGCCAGCAGUUCUGGUGUCCUACCCACUAUACAGGUUGCUGCACAGGCUACACUGCAAACCGGAUGGUCGAUUUUGCUUCCCACUGCAGAGGAAAGAGCAAAGGCCCUUUCCUCUCUUCUUCCCAGUACAGGUUCUGACAUAUCCAGCAUGAGUUCAGGAAGGCGCUUUAUGAUCGACUUACUGGUGUCAAGCCUGAUGGCUGAUGGAGGGCUGGAAAUGGCUCUCACUGCUGCUAUCAAAUUUGAAGUUCAGGAAGCUGAAUGGACAGAAAAGAAUAAAGUAAUGCAUGGGAGCAGCAGUGGUACUGGUGGCAUAAAUACCAGCCCACGCAAAAACACCCGUGUAGAAGGUAGUGCUUCACGCCGUUCUUGUGAUAAUUCUCUCUCUGAGGAUCAAUCAGCUACUUUGCCUCUGCUCCAUCUAGUCCGCCAGUUGCUGAGGAAUGCUUCAACUCAGACACUCAUGAGGCUCCAGGCUAUUGCUCCAGACAACAUGUCCAUGAUAUCAUCUGGGGUCUUGGUGGAUGGCGAACGAGGAGGGCCUGUGCUUGGUGGGCAGGGAGAACUGUCUCCCUCAAUACAGCUGCUACUUAGAUUCCAGAGGCUCCUUGUCAGUCACUUGUUCCCUGUGGAGACAAAUGUCAGUCCCAGGCACAUCAUGCAAGAGAAUGAAGUGGAAGGAGCUGGUUGGCUGCUAAGGAAGUACUUGACUCUCUUAGUGGGUCAUGUCUCAGACACACUUUCUAUUGCUACCUCCCUGGCCACCAUCAACACACGCCUCACAGCACUCACAUGCACCAUUCUGCAACGAGAUAUUACAGGGUUGCUACUUGGAGAGCUGUUUGUGUCACUGUUGGUUGUGUGUGUGCAUAGCUCUAAUGUGGUGCUGUCCUGUGAUCUCAUCUCCCCCUUGUUGGCUCUCUUGGAACCUCUAGACCGCUUUAACCAGCUAGCACCUGGUGCUGACCGAGAAGAUACUGAGGACAUGGCUUGGCCCGGAAUUAUUGUGAAUACAAUUAAGCAGACAGAGGAGAUGCCAGUUAUACGCAAGGCAGACUUAGAAAAUCACAACAAGGAUGGUGGCCUCUGGAUUGUUGUCAAUGGGAAGGUUUAUGAUGUCCAGGAGUUCAGGUCAGCAGCACCAUGUGGAAGUGACAUCCUGCAGUAUUAUGCUGGCCAAGAUGCCACACAAGUCUGGGAAAUGGCCAAUCAUUCUGCCAGAGCUAAAGAAAUGAUGGCUAGCUACUUUGUGGGCAACUACAUGGACCCUGAGUUGGAGGUUGCACAGGUGUUGGAUGCCAGCACUUUGUCCUCACCUCUAGUUGAUACAGAAAGGGCUUUGGCUAUGCUUGUUGGGGUUUAUGCAAGCUGCCUUGUUCGAGGUCAGCCAGCAACACCCUGGGAAGUAGGCCACCAAAAAUGGAUUACAGCAGAAUUUAUGAUGGCAGGCUGUCAGACUGUGCAACCUCCUGAUCCUUACGAUGAAGAAAAAGGUGAAGCAAGGACUGGUUCAUCAGCAACAACUCCAGGCUCUGUCACCACUCCUGGGGAUGGUAGAAUACCUCGCCCUAUUGAUCCACUUGCACUCAAAAAAUCUAAACAAGGAUCAAACACUAGUCCUCAAGAUGAGAUUGAAAGCUAUUUUUCAAAUAUGGCAGACUAUUUUCUCUCUGCUUUGAUGGAUGGGAAGACUCAGGAUCCGUAUGUUCAGAUGUUCUUGUCGUUGUGCGACCGAGAGAUUCGUCACUCAGGACGGCAUUCUUUACACACCAACUUCUCCCUAGACCACCCAAUAGAGGAAGCUGGACGGCUUCUUUCAGCAACCUUACUGCGCCACACACACCUCACUCCACAACUCAUUGAGGUUCUGGAACAAGGCCUGGCUCUGAGCGCAGAAGACAGCCAUGGAUGGGAGUCAACUUUGGAAUUGCCUCGAGGUCUUCAAGAAUUGCUGCGUCAUGUCCAUAGCACUAAAUGGUUACUUAUUAGACGGCGCCAAGAACUGACUAGGUCCUACAAGGAAGUGUGUGCCCCAGUAAUGGAAAGAUGCAGGUUUGUAUUCUAUGAGGUGCGGCCAGCCAGCUGUGGGGAUGUGGAAGCUCUUGACAAAUUUGCAGUACGAGGUAUUUCUAGGUGGAGGAAGGUGACACAGCUGUUGCGUCUCCAUUCUAAUGACACAACAGCAACAACCCAAGAGAAAGAUGAGUUGCAGGAAAUGAAAGAAACAAAUGAGUCUACUGAGGACAUCAGUCCCAACACUAGUAAUAGUGAGGAGAAUGACAACCUCCAGGGUGGCUGUGAUGACGUGAGGAGUGGCCGUCUUGAUAAGCAGGAGGAUGCGUGUAAAGAUCUGCCAGAACCAUUGGAACUAAGCAACAGUGUAACUGACACCAGGGACAACAACAUAAAAGAGGAAGCAGACUUUGAUGCCUUGGAGAAGGAGCUUAAGAUUGUACCAGAUGGAAAGAAACAACAGGAAGGAAAGAAGGGAUCUGUCAGCCUUAAUCUUAAGAAGUCUCCAUCAUCCUCUGGAGCACCUCUCACUCCCUCCAGACCAUGCUCAUUGUUGACACCAACUGCUCCUCCACCAACAGCGAAGAUUGUAGAGUUGGCCUCCAAAGUGAUAGAGUUUGUUUGUUCUGAGGAAACAAUAAACAUUGAGGCUGUGAGAAAGGCUUUCUUCAGUCAGAUGGAAAGAGCAGAAAUGAGACUAAGAGGUACUGAGAUGUUUCUAGGGUUGGUGCAGAAGAAUAGUUUCCUUCCAUCAGUGAGGCUCACACUCAUGAAUGGAUGGCUUGGCUUAUUACCAUUUGCCCCCAAGAACAGCUUUGUGCUUCCAGACUGUCUUGAAAACAUCCAUCUAGUUCCUGUGUAUCAGCGGGCUGUGCUGAAAGCAGCCUGGGCUAGGCUGUGGGAGUGGGCUGUUGGAGAACUACGAGAACAUGUUUUGAAGGCUGAGCAGUUUUGUGUGGCAAGCCACUCCACUGGGCGUACAGCAAAGACCAAAGACAAUCCUUCUUACAAAGACUCAAACCUCAGUUGUCGUGAUCACAACACCCUUGCUUCUAUGCCACUUUCAAGAUUUCUUCUUGGUGUGGUGUGUUUGUCUACCCGGACUCAUAGUGGGGCUGAUCUCAGUCUUCUGGUUUCUGGUGGACUGCUGGCCCUUGUGCAAACUCUCCUCAGACUCAUUGGUCCAUCAGAGCCUUCAAGUGCUAGGAAUGAUGACAAAGAAGAACUUGUGGCCAUAUUUGAGGAAGCAGCAAAGAAGCCUCGCAUACCUCCUCCCCCUCUGUCAGGUCCAGAGUUGGCAGCUCUCAUGAAGGUUGGGACAAGAGUUGUGCGAGGGAUAGAUUGGAAGUGGGGUGAUCAAGAUGGACCACCACCAGGUGAGGGAACAGUUAUUGGAGAGCUUGGUGAGGAUGGCUGGAUCCGUGUCCAGUGGGACAACAGCUCCACUAACUCAUAUCGCAUGGGGAAGGAGGGCAAGUAUGAUCUCAAGUUGGUGGACCUUCCUUUACCUCCAGCACCUGAGAGUGAUUCUGACACUGAGGAAGAAGAAGCCUUGUGGUCCAUGCGGAAUCUUCUUCAAAACCGCCAGUCACGUCAGGUCUCCACUGUGACAGAAUCAAGCCUAAGUCGGAAGCACCCUAUCUUGGUACUUAGAGAUUCCUGUCUGCAGUUGCUUCGCUCACUCACCAUCUCUACAGGCCUCACUUCUCACACUAUGUCUCCUGCCAGUGUGCGAACAGUAGCUGCUCUUCUACAUUCCAUUCUACAGGCAGGAACAAGUCAGUCAGAGGAGUGUGAUGCCCUUUUGAAGGAGCAGCACAGCUCAUGGUGCACUCUUGGUCUUGUACGUUCAGUCAGCUGCUCUCCAGUGCUAUGCAGGAGUCUGGCCACACCUCCAUGGGUCAACUUACUGCUAAAUCUGGCACAAACCUACAUAGGACCAGCUUCUCUUUACCGCAGGAUCCUUGCCUUGCGACUACUAACAUCUGUGCUCCCUCACCGCAUUGAUGACCUGGAGGAGAGACAAGCAUUGUUGGAUCGCAUCUUUUCCCUUUUAGGCAACACCAUCCUCACAUGUGCCAAUGAUCCAGCUAUCUCAGCCACUAAUAAGAAAUCCCAUGGUAGCUGUGUUGCCAUCACAUCUACCCACUCCAGCACAGUUUCAGAGGCCAUUGUUUCUUUGGUGCGAACUCUUCAUGCUUUGCCAGUGUGGAAUAGUGUAAUCAAUGAAGCCAUUGUGGAGCGCUUGGGGUUGGUGGCUCAGCUGCUUUCUGAUCUCUCACAGUUUCAGUUUAAGGUUGAUGACUGCCACCCUGGUAGUCUGGCAUGUCAGGCCACAGGCAUUGCUGCCUCCUUGGCUAUCAUUGGAGGUAUUGAUGUGCGACCACGACUGGGUGGUGAGGUAGCACUUGAGGAAGGACUGCUUGGCACUAUUGCUCGCAUUGGACAGCACAAAGUGUAUGUGCAGCCACAUGAAGGUGGCCCAUUACUGCGCCUCAGCUUGGCUUCUGUUGUGCCAUCACCUAGCAAACGCUUUGCUGUUGAACGUAUGAGUGUGACAGCAGCAUGUGUUCAAGUAUGGGUCUCAUUGGUGGCGCUGGCAGGGGACUACUCUAGAAGCUUCCAUGUCUCGAGCCCCCUCACUCUCUCUCCUACACUACUAAGAAUACAACAGCUGCGAAUGCUUGUGAUGAAUGCGUGCCGUGCUCUACUAAGUCAUCAGUCCCUCUUGAGGCUGGUGUUGCUCCAGCACACAGCAGACAUUUCCACCUCUACCAGCAAUCUAGAGACUACAGCUGAUGAUACCAGUCAGGGCUCUGAGAUAUUAUUAAUUCAGAAAUUGAUUAUUGCCUCAACUCCACCCUCACCUGUUAAGGCUUCCUACACUAGAGAGCAGCUAGAGACUGCAGCCUUGGCUCUAUGUGAAAAUUUGACAGAAGAAAUAUCUCACCCAUCACCAAAUACUCCUUGCUCCAAUGAUGAUGUGUCCAGCCCCCAGAGUGAUCACUCACUUGGGGGUCCUACCUCAGUUGGAUUUCUGAACAAAGCCCAGACCACUCAGUCACGGCCAUCCCGCCCUGUACAGGCUCCCAGGGGCAAACGUACUCGAACUACCUCCCCUGCACCUUUAGUUCGCCAGCUGAUGGAGAUGGGAUUCUCAAGAAAGAGUGUAGAACAUGCUAUUAAAGCACUUGGAGGACAGGGUAGUGAGGUGUCACCAAGUCCUGAAUCUUUGGUGGUGUGGCUCAUCGAACACAGCGAUCUUGCCUUUUCUGAUUCUGACUCAGCACCAGAUGUGCUUGAUUCUGAUGCAGACUCCCUUACUGAUGAGUUUACUGAUGAACCCCCUUUGUUGGAGCAGUCUCCAGUUGUGGAAGUCUACCGAAAACGACUGGAGUUUACCAGUAAUGAUGAAUAUGCCAUGUAUGUGAGGGAUCACAUUGCACCAGGGAUGAUGGUACGCUGCUGCCGAACUUAUGAAGAAGUGUAUGAAGGGGAUGUGGGCCGUGUGGUGAGAGUCGACCGUGGCUCACUGCACAAUCUCAAUGUUCAGGUUGAUUGGCAUCGCAAAGGAGGCACCUACUGGGUACGCUAUAUUCACAUUGAGCUGUUGGAUCAGUCUCCACCUCCCCUUUCCUCUAACGGGCCCAUCCGUGUUGGAGACAAAGUGAGAGUGAAGAGCUCAGUAGUAACUCCGAAGUAUAAGUGGGGAUCUGUAAACCAUCGCAACAUUGGUGUGGUUACAAGUGUGAGCACCAAUGGUCAAGACCUCAUUGUGGAUUUCCCUCAGCAGCCUAACUGGCAGGGACUAGUGAGUGAGAUGGAGGUUGUCCCAUCCUGUCAUCUUAGUGUAACAUGUGAUGGUUGUGGAGUGUCACCUAUCACUGGAGCAAGAAUGAAAUGUAAAGUAUGUGAUAAUUUUGACUAUUGUGAGGAAUGUUAUCAGACCAAAAGAAGCCAUCGACACUUGUUCAACAGAAUAGCUGAACCAGGAAGUGCUGCUGUCUAUGCAGGCCCUCCAGGGCGUGGACGGUUCCGCAAAAAGGAAGGUAUGUUAGGAGGAUCAGAUGGCACAGUGGAGGACUGGCACCGUUGUGUACGAAAUCUUAGUGUGUCCUCCAGAGAAAAUUGGGCCCACAGACUCAUUGAUGGAACAGGGAGCUACUGGCAGAGCUGUGGACAAGAGGGAAAGCAUUGGAUCCGACUAGAGAUGCAACCCAACAUAGCAGUGGAGUGGCUACGGUUAUUGGUUGACCCUGCUGACAGUUCCUAUAUGCCCACCCAUCUAGUUGUGAGUGGAGGUGACUCCCUUGCCAAAAUGAAGGAGCUCAACAUGGUCAGAAUCACUCCAUCAGACACUUGGGUCACCUUACUGCGCAGCAUCAAGGAGUGCCUCAAGUACAUUGAAAUCAGCAUCAAACAGUGCAAGAGUGGAGGCAUAGACUGCCGAGUGCAUGGCUUGGCAGUAAUGGGAAAGAUUGUGGAUGACUUUGGUGAUCCAGCCUCAUCUGUUUCCUUUUUAGCUUCAGACAAUGAGGAUGUGGAGGAUGAAAUAACAGAUAUGUCCAGAAAGAGUCUGACCUCCAUCAUGAGUUUUGAAGGAGAACCCAAAGUGUUGGUGUGGGGUCUCAAUGAUAAAGACCAGUUAGGAGGCCUUAAAGGUUCCAAGGUGAAGAUGCCAGUGCUUUCUGAAACACUCAGCAGUCUUCGUCCUGUUCAUGUAGCUGGCGGCUCUAAAUCCCUCUUUGUGGUGUCUCAGGAGGGCAAGGUUUAUGCAUGUGGAGAAGGCACUGGUGGCAGGUUGGGACUUGGUCACUGCAGCAACAUCCCUGUUCCCAGACAAGUCACAGCCCUCAGCCAGUAUGUUGUUAAGAAGGUUGCUGUCCAUUCAGGGGGACGACAUGCCAUGGCCCUAACAGUUGAUGGCAAGGUUUUUUCAUGGGGAGAAGGUGAAGAUGGAAAACUCGGUCACGGGAACCGUAUGAGUUACGACAAACCCAAACUCAUAGAAUCUCUCAAGUCCAAGCGUAUCAGAGACAUUGCUUGUGGAAGCUCACACUCAGCAGCCAUUACUUCUAGUGGGGAGCUGUACUGCUGGGGUCUUGGAGAAUAUGGGCGCCUUGGCCUAGGGGACACCUCUACACAGCUCAAACCAAAGCUAGUGAAGGCUCUGUUUGGUCAAAGAGUAGUUCAGGUAGCAUGUGGCAGUCGAGACGCUCAGACGCUGGCCUUGACAUCUGAGGGGAUGGUUUACUCUUGGGGUGAUGGAGACUUUGGGAAGUUGGGGAGAGGAGGCUCAGAAGGCUGUGCACUACCUCAGAAUAUUGAACGUCUUAAUGGCCUAGGGGUGUGCCAGAUUGAGUGUGGUGCCCAGUUCUCUCUGACUCUCACCAAAAGUGGCCAGGUGUGGACAUGGGGCAAAGGAGACUACUUUCGGCUGGGACAUGGCACUGACCAGCACGUGAGACGGCCCACCUUAGUCGAAGGCCUCCGAGGCAAGAGGGUUAUUCAUGUAGCUGUAGGUGCCUUGCACUGCUUGGCUGUCACAGACACUGGCCAGGUGUAUGCUUGGGGCGAUAAUGACCAUGGACAACAGGGUAAUGGGACCACCAUUGUAAACCGCAGACCUGCACUGGUAUGCGGUCUUGAGGGAGUUAAAGUAGCUCGAGUGGCUUGUGGCUCUUCCCAUAGCGUAGCCUGGACAGCUCCAGAUCCUCCUCUACCAGCUGCAACUGAGCCUGUAAUGUUCACAACCACUAAGGACCCUCUGGGUGCCUAUGCACUAGGAGUGACAGAGCCUCUUGGAGGGGAUUGUGGAACAAGCCCAACCUCACCAAACAGUGGAUCUGGGACCCCCACCAGUCCCUCACUCUCUCGUGUAGUACUCACAUUGGAGUCUUCAGCAGCUCGUCAGACUGCAUUACAGCAUAUUCUUAAUGCUUUACAAGUUAUGUAUGCCCGAGAUUGUGUCAUUGCUGCUCUUGACACAUCUGCCUCAGCUCUCCCUCAAGCUAAGGAGGACUACCAAAACUGUGGUCCAGGAUCUAAGGAGGGAGGGCUACCUACCCCAGAGUCCUUAACAGAUGCCAUUGCUGAUUCCUCAUCAUCCCUUUCAAGUCCCAAUGGAGGAGAAAUAGCUGAAGGGGGUGGAGAAGCCCCAGCAUCUGUGCUUGAUGCUGCUGCUGUCCCUACAGCUUUGAGCUGUGGGACAAGUCCUGACAGUGAAGAGAGUGUUGUGCUACAACUUGCUUCAGUACCUUCUACUGGCUCCCUCUCUUCACGGGCUUCUCGUCUUUCCCAUUCUGCCAUGAGCAUCCUGGCAGCUACUCUCACCACCAAAGCUGAUGUGGUGCCUGAUGCUAUGGAUGGCCCUGAUGAUGGUAGUCUCAGUGGCCUUGAUGAAUUCACACGUCGGUUGGGUGAAGAUGAUGCCCGGGUGCUAGUGGACCUCCUCAAGCUGGCUGUGGCAGGCCGAGCAGGACCAAGAGCUUCUCCUGCCAUUACCAAAGUUCUGACAGGUCUUUCCCAAGAAAAUCCCAAUGUGGCUGGGAUGUUGACUGAGCUCUGUGUUACUGAAUUGGAGGAUGCAGCGUCUGACACAGAAGCUAUGCGCUCAGUCCCACAACCUGUGGUCCAGGAGAGUUCCCAUCCCUACACAGAUGAUGUCACACUUACUGGAGUUGUCAAGAUUCCAGGUGCGGAGGCUCUGCGGAUUGAGUUUGACCGUCAGUGUUCAACAGAGAGAAAGCAUGACCCUCUGACAAUUAUGGAUGGUGCUGGCAAGAUCAUCUGUACGCGGUCUGGCAGGGAGUGGUCAGACUGGUCCACGGAGGUUCGCAUUGCAGGUGAUGAGAUGCGAUGGAAAUUCACUAGUGAUGGCUCAGUGAAUGGGUGGGGAUGGCGGCUGACAGUGUUCCCACUUAUGCCAUGUGCAGCACCUCGAGACUUGCACAGUGAUCGCAGGUUACUGUCUCGCCCUCUGGUGGAUUUACCCAUGUGUCUACUGGAUCCCUUGUUGCCACUGUGCACACAAAGCACCAUUUUGUCCCGCCUAGCAGCCUCUCUAGCUCUCUGUGCUCAGCUGUCUUCUCUAGCUCCCAGUCAACGUAUGUGGGCUCUCAAGACUCUCCGAAAAAUAGUAACAACGGACAUUGGGUCUGGUCUCAAUAUCCGAGCACUUCUCUCAGCUUCUUACUCCUCCAGUUCUACUCCUGGUCCAUCCCGUUCUCUGUCUCCAGUACCUCAGUCUCUUCCUUGUGUGCCCAGUGGCUCCUCUGCUGUGCCACACUCCUUGGUGCCUCCUGCACCUCCAUCACUGAGAGGAAGUACUGAGAGCUUAGACUCUUCAGGAAGUUAUGCAAAGCCUGUAGAAGUUAAGGUUAUACAGGAGAUGCCCCUCAUAAGUCUGCUUAAAGGUCUACCAGAAGCUCUCCUCCGUCAAGCAGAGUAUGAAGAUCCUCUAGUGCGAGGAGGAAAGCAUCUGAUGCAUUCACAGUUUUUCAAGGUUCUGGUGGGACUGGCAUGUGACCUGGAGCUAGAUAAGGGCGUUGGUUCUGGUGAAGCUCACAAAUGGGCCUGGUUCAGGAGGUACUGCACCGCUUCCAGGGUUCUCAAGGCUCUCAUUGAACGUACUGUUUUGCCUCAGGGAUUUUGUGCAGAUGUACGUAAAAAACUGACUGAGAUGUUGGGCGAAGGAGAAGUGCUGACUCUUGAUCAUGAGCUACAUAAUGUGUUCCAACAUCAGCAUGAUGAACAACUCUUGCUGUGGUUUAGCAGGCGGCCAGAGGACUGGACAUUAUCUUGGGGUGGAAGUGGAAGCAUAUUUGGGUGGGGCCACAACCACCGUGGUCAAUUAGGAGGUGUAGAGGGAGCCAAGGUGAAGCUUCCAACACCUUGUGACACCCUGACAGCGCUAAGGCCUGUGCAACUCAUUGGAGGAGAACAAACACUUUUUGCUGUGACAGCAGAUGGCAAGGUUUAUGCAACUGGCUAUGGCGCAGGAGGUCGGCUAGGCAUCGGUGGUGUGGAAUCUGUCUCAACCCCAACACUCCUGGAGUCCAUUCAGCAUAUUGUGAUCCGUAAGGUUGCUGUCAACUCAGGAGGAAAGCAUUGUCUGGCAUUAACAGCUGAUGGAGAUGUGUACUCAUGGGGUGAAGGAGAUGAUGGCAAACUGGGCCAUGGCAAUAAAAGCCCUUAUGAUCGCCCACGUCUCAUUGAAACACUGCAGGGUAAAGGAGUAGUAGAAAUAGCAUGUGGUGGUGCCCACUCUGCUGCCAUCACCUCCUCUGGGGAAUUGUAUACAUGGGGAAAGGGGAGAUAUGGCCGGCUAGGUCAUGGCGACUCAGAGGAUCAAUUUAGACCCAAGUUAGUGGAAGCUCUGGUAGGAUACAGAGUGAUAGAUGUGGCCUGUGGCUCAGGUGAUGCUCAGACCCUGUGUAUAGUUGAUGAUGACAGUGUGUGGUCCUGGGGUGAUGGAGACUAUGGCAAGCUUGGACGAGGUGGCUCUGAUGGUUGCAAGGUGCCUAUGAGGAUUGAUGGCUUGGCAAAUCAAGGAAUCAUAAAGGUAGAGUGUGGUUCACAGUUCUCUGUGGCAUUGUCACGCUCAGGCACUGUCUUUACCUGGGGCAAAGGGGAUUACCAUCGAUUGGGUCAUGGCACUGAUGAUCAUGUGCGACGCCCACGCAAGGUCAUGGCACUACAGGGCAAACGGGUCAUCAGUAUUGCUACAGGCUCCCUUCACUGUGUGUGCUGCACUAGUGAGGGGGAAGUUUAUACUUGGGGUGACAAUGAUGAGGGCCAACUAGGAGACAGCACAACCAAUGCCAUCCAGCGGCCACGUUUAGUGAUGGCUCUUCAAGCCAAGAAGAUUAAUCGAGUAGCAUGUGGAUCAGCCCAUACACUGGCAUGGAGUACAAGUCGUGCAGUUAGCACAGGCAGACUACCUUCACAGGUGCCCAUCGAAUAUGAUCUGCUAAAAGAAGUCCCCUUGCCCACCCUCAGAAACAGAUUGGUUUUACUGCACCACUUCUCUGACUUAGUGUGUCAGAGCAUCUCCAUGUUUGAUCUGUGCAGCCCUCCUGAGGAUGAUGAAGGAGAGGCAGCAGUGGUGUCUCGAUUACGAGCCAUUUUGGUGUCCUCAGCAAAGGAAACUGCCUUCAAAAAGGUGAUCCAGGCUACCAUGGUGAGGGAUCGGCAACAUGGACCCAUUGUGGAGCUUAACCGCAUCAGCGUGAAGCGUUCCCGAUCUCGGGGCGGUCUAGCUGGAGCAGAUGGCAUGAAGUCUGUCUUUGGUCAAAUGGUGGCCAAGAUGUCUCUGCUGACUCCUGAUGCUCUCUUCCUUCCCCACAGAGUUUGGAAAGUGAAAUUUGUUGGAGAGAGUGUUGAUGACUGUGGUGGAGGCUACAGUGAGAGUGUUGCUGAAAUGUGUGAUGAACUCAUGAAUGGUUCCCUCCCACUGCUCAUUCCAACACCCAAUGGGCGAGAUGAAGCUGGUACCUCUCGAGACUGUUUCCUUCUCAACCCACAAUCAAACUCUUCUCAUCACAUGAACAUGUUCACAUUCCUUGGUGUACUGAUGGGUAUAGCCAUCCGCACUGGCAGCCCUCUGAGCCUCAACCUUGCUGAACCUGUGUGGAAGCAGCUUGCUGGGAUGGUCUUGACUCCUGCAGACAUAACAGAGGUUGAUCGCCAUUAUGUACCAGGUUUAAUGUGCAUCCAGCAAAUGGAGGGAGAUGAAAAAACUUUCAGUAGUCUUGAUCUUCCCUUUACCACUACCUCUGCUGCUGGGCAUGAUGUGCCUCUCUCUCCUCGUCACAACAGAAUCACCAUAACCAAUAGACAUGAAUAUGUCCGUUUGGCUCUUAAUUACAGACUUCAUGAAUUUGAUGCCCAAGUGACAGCAGUGAGGUGUGGUAUGGCACGCGUAAUUCCAGUUCCUCUGUUGUCACUCUUCACACCAUAUGAGCUGGAGACAAUGGUGUGCGGCUCACCCGACAUACCUUUAAACCUUUUGAAAAGUGUUGCAACAUACAAAGGAGUGGAAGCAACAGCAUCUCUAGUUCAGUGGUUCUGGGAAGUGAUGGAGGAGUUCAGUACUGCUGAGCGUUCUUUAUUCCUGAGGUUUGUGUGGGGUAGAACAAGGCUGCCUCGCACCAUUGCUGACUUCCGAGGACGAGACUUUGUAUUUCAGGUGUUGGACAAAUAUACACCUCCAGACCAUUUUCUACCAGAAUCAUACACAUGUUUCUUCUUGCUCAAGAUGCCACGGUAUUCAUGCAAGGCUGUGCUUCGAGAAAAGCUGAAAUAUGCAAUACACUUUUGCAAGAGCAUUGACACAGAUGAUUAUGCCAGAGUAGCCAUGACGGGAGCUGGAGUAGAAGAUAAUGUAUCCUCAGAGUCUGAUACAGAUGACUGGGACUCCAUUGGUAGUGAUGAGCCCAUGGCUGACUGUGUCUCUCUCUACUCUACAUGAUUUAUGUAAACAAGUCCUGCUCCAUCUUACACCUGGACAGGGCAUCACUGCUUUUUCUUGUAUUUACAUACAUUGAAUUAAUUGUAUGUACGUAUAAAGAUCCUCUUAUAAUCUAUAUACUAAAAUUUGUUGAAGGAUAGACAGAGAAUAUAUAUAUAUAUAUAUAUAUAUAUAUAUAUAUAUAUAUAUAUAUAUAUAUAUAUAUAUAUAUAUAUAUAUAUAUAUAUUAUAAAUGUGCUAUCAGUUUAUCUGUGUUAGUGACAUGCCAUUUCCAUUAUAUAUACAUUGUCAUCACAUAAUUCCAGUAAUAGUAAAAAGUUAAUCACAUUUCCAUCUUGCAUAACCUAGACAUUUUUCAAGUACAAGAGAUGACCACAUAAGAAAAAUUGAUGCAGAAGUACUGAAAGGAGAAGAGAAUGUAUUAGGAUAACGUAAAACAUGUGUUUGGCUGAGGAAUGGCUGAUGGCGGAAGUGUUUCUAAAUGUAGUGUAGAAGAAGGCUUGCAAGAUGCAGUGAUUGUCUAGUAGAAGACUAUAUGAUUACAGUAAAUCUAAAUGUCUUGUUUCCUCUUUUUCCUGUAUACUUACAUUUUAAAUGCCACCUAAGGUGUCUGAAAAGGAUACUAAUGGAUACAUGUUGAGUAAUUAAAACUAAUUAGAAGAAACAUGUCAUACAUUUUACUAAGUGUCAGUGCUGUAACUGAGAGGGAUUGAGCAGGAGGUCAGCCCUGGGCUGCACUUUUGGUUCAUUGUAUAACUGAAAUAAAUGUAAUUGACAUAA
Molecule: messenger RNA, 16233 nt
Organism: Portunus trituberculatus (swimming crab)
Lineage: Eukaryota; Metazoa; Arthropoda; Malacostraca; Decapoda; Portunidae
Gene: HERC2
Product: E3 ubiquitin-protein ligase HERC2-like
Exons: 87
Coding region: 142-15453 (5103 amino acids)
Biological process (GO): protein ubiquitination
Molecular function (GO): ubiquitin-protein transferase activity; zinc ion binding
Source: RefSeq, a predicted model, not a curated record